AUGCUGCGCCGAGGAGCGGGCGCCCUGGGCUCCCGGCUCCCGGCGACCGCAGCGCGCUGCCUCCGCCGCCCGCUGCCCGCGGCGAGGACCGACGAGAAUUGGGGACUCGUGGAAGGGGGGAGACUCUUUAAAGUGCGUCAGAGGGAGGCGAGCGCCUGGGAACCCGGAGGCCUGGAUCCCGGCCCAGAGUGGAACGGAGUCGGCGCCGCUGCCCCGGCCGUGCCUCCAGCCGCCCGCUCGGCCGCGGACCUCUCGGUGCCUUCGCCCGUCGCUCCGGGCCAGCUCCCUCGCUCCCUCGGCGCCCACUGCGGCUUCUCUCCUCCUCUUUCGCCUCCUCCGCUUCCCUCUUCUCCUCCUCUUCCUCGUUCUUCUCCUCCUCCUCUUCCUCCUCCUCUUUCCCCACCUCCUCCCCCUCAGCCACCGCCUCCUACUGUACUAACACCACUCCCUCCGGGGCACCCAGGUCCCCGCAGAGUCUUUGGCCCGCGCUGCCUUUGCUGCAGACCCCUGGAUCCUAAGCCUGCCGGGCGGGAGCUGCUAGGACUGAAGCACCGACGGAUGCGCAGAUUUCUUCACGCCCUGAGCUCCGCUGCGGCUGUCCUCUGCCGCCCGGAGUCCGGGUCACUGAGACGUUUUCGGGAGUCCGGAGAGGGUUUCUCAUCUGAAAAAUGGAAUAGCAUUGAGAUGACUCCAAGAAAAGUUGCAACCUACAACUGUGAAGCUCCACUUACAGACGCCACUUUCUCCCCUUGGAGACAGAUCUCUACACUGUUAGGCACCAGCCAUCCCCAUGUGUAUACCAGCCAGAAGUCAUCAUGCAACAUGGUUCUUGCCAAGGAGAUGUCAGCUGGAGACUGAAAAGCUUUCAAAAGGGCACAGAUUAGAUUGCUGUAGCCAAUCCACAUCUCUUUUCCUCCCUUUCCUGGUCUAGAAUGGGUAUGUGAUGUCUGGAGCUUCAGCAGCCAUACCACACCACAAGUCCAAUUUGAGAUCGAGCGUCAGCCAUGGGCUCAGGGACAGGAGGGACAGUGAGGGAGCCUGGAUCUCUUCUCCCAGGCUGCACUGUGGGGCUGCCCUACCAAACCUGGACCACCUGCCUCUAGAAUUCUUGUUGGCAAAUAAAUGAAUAACUAAACCCCUUAA
Messenger RNA from Peromyscus maniculatus bairdii (prairie deer mouse), 1143 nucleotides. The record is from RefSeq and is a predicted model, not a curated record. Lineage: Eukaryota; Metazoa; Chordata; Mammalia; Rodentia; Cricetidae.